UUAUUCCAAUUUGCAAUUCAUCGUUUUUGUUGGCUUCCUGUGGUGUUGCAAGAAUAACCACCUCCUAAACAUAAUCUUCCGCUUCCCCUUCCCCUCACAAUUCCCUCCCUCGUCGCCACCGUUUUCUUGCUUUUCAUUUCUGCAUGGGAGCUUCCGCUUUCUGGUCCCAGAUGUAGUGGAGCUUCCUUUCCCAUUUCUUUGAUUUCGACGCUCAUUCUCGGACUCGCCUCUUUUUUUCUCUUCGGAUUCAGGAUUGAUCUCUUUUUCUUGUUGCCCAAAUCCAAUACCAUGACUGUUCAAGUGGAGAUUAAAGAUCAAACAAAGGAAAUUCUAGAAACGGAUAUCGAAGAUGGUGUGGCUGGAAAACAGAGAAAGGAAAUUGCAGAAACGGAAGCAGAACGGGGGACGAUGAUGAUAAAGGGAGAAGCGGAAGCGGAAUAUUCAGGCGACGAACAAUCGCCCAGGGGUGUGUUUGAGAUCCAGAUUUUGGGGACGGACUCAGACAAGAGCGAGAGCAGCAGUGGAGGCGGCGACGGAGACGGAGACGAAGACGGCGACGGAGGAGCCCUGUCGGUAUUGGAGAAACACGUGGUGCCAGGGGCUCUUCUCCAGGAAGCGAUCGGAAUUCCGUGGAAGGCGAUGAUCGGUUGCAUAAAGAAGAAGCCGCUUUGGAAAUUGUCGACAAUUCCUUUACUGACCGCCAGCUACGACAUUUCCAGGAAAAAUUUCAGGAAGAAAUUGGCUCGGAUUCGGAGCGCCGAUGACGCAAUCACUUGCGACGAUAUUCCAUUUUGCAAACCUUCCUGGAGGAACUAUGGCUUCUCCGAGCUCGCCGCCGCUACCAACAAUUUCAGUCCAGAAAACUUGCUUGGAAAAGGAGGGCAAGCAGAAGUUUACAAAGGUUGCUUAACCAAUGGCCAAAUUGUAGCGGUUAAAAGACUUAUGAAAAAGGAGAAGGAAAACGAGGAAAGAACUGCCGAUUUCUUAUCGGAGCUCGGAAUUAUUGCUCAUAUAAACCACCCGAAUGCUGCACGGUUGCUCGGGUUUGGAAUUGAUGGCGGCCUCUACCUUGUCCUUGAAUUCUGUCCCCGUGGCAGCUUUGCCUCUGCCCUUUUCGGUUCGGAAUCUCUGGAAUGGAAGAUUAGAUUCAAGGUGGCUGUUGGUGUAGCAGAAGGAUUAAACUAUCUCCAUCGUGAAUGUCCAAGGCGCAUCAUUCACAGAGAUAUCAAAGCCUCUAACAUUUUGCUGGCUGAAAACUGCGAUCCGCUGAUCUCUGAUUUUGGAUUAGCAAAGUGGCUGCCCCAAAAUUGGGCUCACCAUGUUGUCUUCCCCAUCGAGGGUACAUUCGGAUAUUUGGCUCCCGAGUACUUUAUGCAUGGAAUCAUUGACGAGAAGACUGAUGUAUUCGCUUAUGGAGUCUUGUUGCUUGAGCUCAUAACUGGCCGCCGUGCAGUUGAUUCAAGUAGACAAAGUCUUGUGAUUUGGGCAAAGCCAUUACUUGAUAGCAACAGCUUCAAGGAAUUAACAGAUCCAAAGUUAGGAGAUGAUUAUGAUCAAACUGAAAUGAGACGAACCAUGUUAGCAGCUUCAAUGUGCAUUAACCAUUCAUCAUCAUUGCGCCCGCAUAUGAACCGAGUAGUACAGCUGCUGAAGGGUGAAGAUGGACCGUUAGAUCAAAUAAAACACAAGUCUAUGGACGUGGAUAGGUCGCUCCUUUUGGAAGCCUGCGACCUCGAAGAUUACACGUGUUCGAACUACCUCGACGACCUUAGUCGCCACAGGGAGCUCGUUUUGGAGUGAGGCCUUUUUAUGUUUGUGUUGCUCUGCUGCCCUCAGAACUUUCUUGCUUGUUUGUGCUAUAAGUUAUAUUUAAAUUGAUGCCUCUGCAAUUGUGUCAAAGGCUGAGAUUGACGUUCACACCAGUCAGCGUCUCUUUUCUAUUCAAUGGCUGUAUCAUGUCUCGAGGCUCUUCUUUUUUGUCAAGAAGUAUAUAUAGAGAUGAUAGAAGGGCCUAAAUAUAUAUAUAAAUGUGCAUUUUCAGAGGCAAAA
Messenger RNA from Momordica charantia (bitter melon), 2049 nucleotides. RefSeq names its product receptor-like cytosolic serine/threonine-protein kinase RBK1. Gene Ontology annotation, biological process: protein phosphorylation. Gene Ontology annotation, molecular function: ATP binding; protein kinase activity. NCBI's taxonomy places the organism in Eukaryota, Viridiplantae, Streptophyta, Magnoliopsida, Cucurbitales, Cucurbitaceae. The record is from RefSeq and is a predicted model, not a curated record.